GAGUUGGGAAGGAAUUAAGGAGGCUGUGCCUCCGGGUUGCACGAAGCGUCCAAGUCAUUUCUCAAAACCUCUGAUAGGUGGACCUUAGAGGCAGCGUUGCCGAGCACUGCAAGAAUCAGAAACGCAUCCCUGUCUGUCUGCUUGGGAGAGACAAAGAAAUUGGUGUUUCUCCAAGUGAAGCUGAGAAGGCUGUCAAUCAGCCAAGGGAGCCUCAAAGUCCUCUUCCUGCGUGAGGAAGAGGUGGCGACUGGAAGGAGAACACCACCAGGGAAGAUGGCUUCUGGUGUGGGCCCUGCCUAGCGGCAGCUGCAGCCACAAACCAAACCAGCAGGAUGCGCCUCUAGACACCAUGGACGGGGCCCAGGGUGCAGCCCUGCAGCUGCAGCAGCUCCCACCCACGAGCAGCGCUGACCCUGCCAGCGAGGCUUCCUUCUCCUACAAGGAGAACUUGAUUGGCGCCCUCUUGGCGAUUUUUGGGCACCUUGUGGUCAGCAUUGCACUUAACCUCCAGAAGUACUGCCAUAUCCGCCUGGCAGGUUCCAAGGACCCCCGGGCCUAUUUCAAGACGAAGACAUGGUGGCUGGGCCUGUUCCUGAUGCUGCUGGGUGAGCUGGGCGUGUUUGCCUCCUACGCCUUUGCUCCCCUCUCACUGAUCGUACCCCUUGGCGCAGUCUCCGUGAUAGCUAGUGCCAUCAUAGGAAUCAUAUUCAUCAAAGAAAAAUGGAAACCUAAAGACUUUCUGAGGCGCUACGUAUUGUCCUUUGUUGGCUGUGGAUUGACUGUUGUGGGUACCUACCUGCUGGUGACCUUUGCACCCAACAGUCAUGAGAAGAUGACAGGUGAGAACGUCACCAAGCACCUCGUGAGCUGGCCUUUCCUCUUGUACAUGCUCGUGGAGAUCGUCCUGUUCUGCUUGCUGCUGUACUUCUACAAGGAGAAGAACGCCCACAACAUCGUCGUGAUUCUCCUCUUGGUGGCCUUGCUCGGCUCCAUGACGGUGGUGACGGUCAAGGCCGUGGCCGGGAUGCUUGUCUUGUCCAUCCAAGGGAAUCUGCAGCUCGACUACCCCAUCUUCUACGUGAUGUUCGUGUGCAUGGUGGCAACCGCCAUCUACCAAGCUGCGUUUUUAAGUCAAGCCUCACAGAUGUACGACUCCUCUUUGAUUGCGAGCGUGGGCUACAUUCUAUCCACAACUGUUGCUAUCACAGCAGGCGCAAUAUUUUACCUGGACUUUGUUGGGGAGGACGUGCUGCACAUCUGCAUGUUUGCGCUGGGGUGCCUCAUCGCAUUCUUGGGUGUCUUCUUAAUCACACGUAACAGGAAGAAGGCCAUUCCAUUUGAGCCCUACAUUUCCAUGGAUGCCAUGCCAGGUAUGCAAAACAUGCAUGACAAGGGGAUGACUGUCCAGCCUGACCUCAAAGCUUCUUUUUCCUACGGGGCCCUGGAAAACAACGACAGCAUUUCUGAGAUCUACGCUCCUGCCACACUGCCAGUCAUGCAAGAAGAACACAGCUCCAGAAGCGCCUCUGGAGUUCCCUACCGAGUCCUGGAACACACCAAGAAGGAAUGAGCCCACCUUGAGUGAGACUUGCCUUCCCUCGAUUUAUCACCGUUCAACAAGCCAGGCUGGCAGUGGUUUACCCUUAAUUCAAAAACUUGCCUUUCAAGUCUUAUUUUUUUUAACUGAGAACUCUGUGGAUGGGGAUCUUGGAAAGCCUGUGUCUCUGGCAAAGGAUAUGUCAUCUUGGUCUUGGAAAUUUCAAAUGAUGAGGGUGAGGGUGGGGAUGAAAACAGUAUUCCAGUUGGGCAGUAUGGAAUUCAGCCUCUGCCUGGGUGAACCCAGUGGGAUUUGCAAAGCCUUUUUACCAUCCUAGAGGGUGGUAAGCGAGCUUCCUCAGUCCAUGGCCAAAGGUCGUCACACUCUUCAGAGCCAAAGCAAGGCAGAGAUUCCACUCUUACUUUUCAAUUCCAGUGAAAGGCUGGAGAUCUGUAAGUCUAGUCUUCCUGCCCCCAGUGCAUGCUCGUCUCUAGCCCUCCCACUCAUGAUUCUGUAUGUGUGAUAACAGCCAUGCCACCCUCACAUGGCACCGUGGGCCGACCCUGGGCAGGACACUCUGUCAUUCGCCUGUUGGAAAUGUACAUCUGCCUUCUAGAAGAAGGGGGAGAAGGAGAGGAGCAAGGGCGAUGACUCUUCAGAAAGGAAGAAAAAUCCCUCUUAGUCUUACAAGAGGCGAUGACAGUUAUAAAAGGCUGGCCAGAAAGCCUGGCUGUUGUCUGUGCUCCUUUUUUUCCUGCACACCAGUGCCCUCUGGAAGGUUGGGGUGCUCAUUUCAGAGACAGCCCCAUGCCCCUCUCCAUACUCUGCACAUCCACAGGCCAAGCUGGAGGUGUUAGUUACUUUCCUCAGAGUCCAUAGAGACUCUCUGGGUCCUCAUUCCCGU
Galeopterus variegatus (Sunda flying lemur) is the source of this 2441-nucleotide messenger RNA. RefSeq names its product NIPA-like domain containing 3 (gene NIPAL3). The coding region runs from base 350 to 1570 and encodes 406 amino acids. NCBI's taxonomy places the organism in Eukaryota, Metazoa, Chordata, Mammalia, Dermoptera, Cynocephalidae. Gene Ontology annotation, molecular function: magnesium ion transmembrane transporter activity. The transcript is spliced from 12 exons. Gene Ontology annotation, biological process: magnesium ion transport. The record is from RefSeq and is a predicted model, not a curated record. Gene Ontology annotation, cellular component: membrane.